AUGAGCACACAUAGCUCACAUCAAGAAACCCCAAAAGGGGAGAUACCAUUUAAAGGAAUGGAGACUGGAAAAAGUUUCACUGAUAGUGGAAAACUUAGAAGACAUCAGCGGACUCAAAUGGGCAAGAAAGGAUUCCAAUGCAGGGAGUGUGGGAAGACCUUCAGUCAGUAUAGUAACCUUAAAUUACACCAGCAGACUCACACAGGGGAGAAACGUUUUAAAUGUAUGGAGUGUGGAAAGAACUUUACUUUCAAUGCAUCCCUUAGAACACAUCAACGGACUCACACAGGGGAGAAACCAUAUAAAUGUAUGGAGUGUGGAAAGAGCUUCAGUCAGAGUGGACACCUCAAUAUACAUCUACAAACUCACACAGGGGAGAAACCUUUUAAAUGUAUGGAGUGUGGAAAGAGCUUUACUUUCAAUGCAUCCCUUAGAAUACAUCAACGGAUUCACACAGGUGGAAAACCAUAUAAAUGUAUAGAGUGCGGAAAGAGCUUCAGUCAGAAUGGAAACCUUAAAUUACACCAGCGGAUUCACACAGGGGAGAAACCAUAUAAAUGUAUAGAGUGCGGAAAGAGCUUCAGUAAGAAUGGAAACCUUAAAUUACACCAGCGGACUCACACAGGGAAGAAACCAUAUAAAUGUAUAGAGUGUGGAAAGAAAUUCAGUCAGAAUAGUAACCUUAACUUACACCAGCAGACUCACACAGUGGAGAAACGUUUUAAAUGUAUGGAGUGUGGAAAGAGCUUUACUUUCAAUGCAUCCCUUAGAACACAUCAACGGACUCACACAGGGGAGAAACCAUUUAAAUGCAUUGAGUGUGGAAAGAGCUUUAGUCAGAAUGGAGACCUUAAAUUACACCAGCGGAUUCACACAGGGGAGAAACCAUAUAAAUGUAUGGAGUGUGGAAAGAGCUUCAGUCAGAGUGGACACCUCAAUAUACAUCUACAAACUCACACAGGGGAGAAACCUUUUAAAUGUAUGGAGUGCGGAAAGAGCUUUACUUUCAUUGCAUCCCUUAGAAUACAUCAACGGAUUCACACAGGUGGAAAACCAUAUAAGUGUAUAGAGUGCGGAAAGAGCUUCAGUCAGAAUGGAAACCUUAAAUUACACCAGCGGAUUCACACAGGGGAGAAACCAUAUAAGUGUAUAGAGUGCGGAAAGAGCUUCAGUCAGAAUGGAGACCUUAAAUUACACCAGCGGAUUCACACAGGGGAGAAACCAUAUAAAUGUAUAGAGUGCGGAAAGAGCUUCAGUCAGAGUGGACACCUCAAUAUACAUCUACAAACUCACACAGGGGAGAAACGUUUUAAAUGUAUGGAGUGUGGAAAGAGCUUUACUUUCAAUGCAUCCCUUAGAAGACAUCAACGGACUCACACAGGGGAGAAACCAUUUAACUGCCUGGAGUGUGGAAAGAGCUUUAGUCAGAAUGGACACCUCAAUAUACAUCUACAAACUCACACAGGGGAGAAACCAUAUAAAUGUAUGGAGUGUGGAAAGAGCUUCAGUCAGAGUGGACACCUCAAUAUACAUCUACAAACUCACACAGGGGAGAAACCUUUUAAAUGUAUGGAGUGCGGAAGGAGCUUUACUUUCAUUGCAUCCCUUAGAAUACAUCAACGGAUUCACACAGGUGGAAAACCAUAUAAGUGUAUAGAGUGCGGAAAGAGCUUCAGUCAGAAUGGAAACCUUAAAUUACACCAGCGGAUUCACACAGGGGAGAAACCAUAUAAGUGUAUAGAGUGCGGAAAGAGCUUCAGUAAGAAUGGAGACCUUAAAUUACACCAGCGGAUUCACACAGGGGAGAAACCAUAUAAAUGUAUGGAGUGUGGAAAGAGCUUCAGUCAGAGUGGACACCUCAAUAUACAUCUACAAACUCACACAGGGGAGAAACGUUUUAAAUGUAUGGCGUGUGGAAAGAGCUUUACUUUCAAUACAUCCCUUAGAAGACAUCAACGGACUCACACAGGGGAGAAACCAUUUAACUGCCUGGAGUGUGGAAAGAGCUUUAGUCAGAAUGGACACCUCAAUAUACAUCUACAAACUCACACAGGGGAGAAACCAUAUAAAUGUAUGGAGUGUGGAAAGAGCUUCGGUCAGAGUGGGCACCUCAAUAUACAUCUACAAACUCACACAGGAGAGAAACCAUUUAAAUGUAUGGAGUGCGGAAAGAGCUUUACUUUCAAUGCAUCCCUUAGAAAACAUCAACAGACUCACACAGGGGAGAAACCAUUUAACUGCCUGGAGUGUGGAAAGUGCUUCAGUCAUAAUGGAAGCCUUAGAACACAUCAACGGACUCACACAGGGGAGAAACCAUUUAAAUGUAUGGAAUGCGGAAAGAGCUUCAGUCAGAAUGGACACCUUAAAUUACACCAGCGGACUCACACAGGGAAGAAACCAUAUUAA
Messenger RNA from Podarcis lilfordi (Lilford's wall lizard), 2406 nucleotides. The record is from the annotation of a GenBank genome assembly. Lineage: Eukaryota; Metazoa; Chordata; Lepidosauria; Squamata; Lacertidae.